This is a messenger RNA of Elaeis guineensis (African oil palm), 2313 nucleotides long. Lineage: Eukaryota; Viridiplantae; Streptophyta; Magnoliopsida; Arecales; Arecaceae. The record is from RefSeq and is a predicted model, not a curated record.
AGGGUGAGUUGCUCUACAAACCAAAUCUAAGUAAAAAUCUAUGUAAAAAUUAGAAAGAAGAUAAGGAGAGGAGAGUGGGUAGGCAUUUUGUCACUAUCCAAGCAGAGGCAGAGGUGGAGCUUUGGGGGCUGUGGGGCCUCGAGGAACAGCUGCAUGGAGUUGGAUCACCAAAGCCUUCUCUUCUUCCCCUCUGCCUCUAUAACUACUUGUGGCCACCGCACGAUCUUUGCCUCACAUGUAGUCCCUGUCCUCAUCAUUUUUACAGUCCCAUGUUCUGCUUCUUUUCCUUCUCUUAGCUUUACUGUCUUGGUAUUCAUCAAAAAAAAAAAAAGAAGUUUUAGUGUUUUGGUCCCCUCCAGCUCCCAAGAGCCAAAAGUUGGAAGAAAACAUCAGUCGGUUGUGUUGUCCUGGAGCCACCAAAUUGUAAAUUUCCCUCUGUUUUUCUUCUUUUCAAGUGAAUUCCGAGCAGUUUGUGAUCACUUCUUCUGGUUUGGUUUCCAAGGAGGGAUUUUCAAGUGGGACUUGAAUAUUUGGAAAUUUGUACAUCAAGAAAGGGAAAUAGUGUUUUGGGUGUCAAUUAUGGCUGCAAGAUCAGGUAUCCGAUUAAACUUGAAAAGACAAAUUUCGAGAUCACUUACUGAUUUCACUGGAGAACACAUCAGAGAUACAAGACAGAAAAUGAGUGCAGGCAAAGUGAAGCGUCGUGUGGGGAAGUAUGAACUUGGGCGGACAAUUGGGGAAGGGACAUUUGCAAAGGUUAGGUUUGCAAGGAACUCCGAAACAGGGGAACCUGCUGCCAUCAAGAUUCUUGAUAAGGAAAAGGUUCUCAAGCACAAAUUGGUUGAGCAGAUUAAACGAGAAAUUGCCACCAUGAAGUUAAUAAAGCAUCCUAAUGUUGUUCGGAUAUAUGAGGUUAUGGGAAGCAAAACAAAAAUAUUCCUCGUACUUGAAUAUAUUACAGGGGGAGAGCUUUUUGACAAAAUUGUUAACCAUGGGCGAAUGAGGGAGGAUGAAGCACGAAGGUAUUUUCAACAACUAAUUAAUGCUGUGGAUUAUUGCCAUAGCAGGGGGGUGUACCACCGUGACUUAAAGCCAGAAAAUUUACUACUUGAUGCAUGUGGGAACCUCAAAGUUUCUGAUUUUGGAUUGAGUGCAUUAUCACAACAAGUCAGGGAUGAUGGCUUGCUUCACACUACUUGCGGAACUCCAAACUAUGUUGCUCCAGAGGUCCUCAAUGACAGAGGCUAUGAUGGGGCAACUGCAGACUUAUGGUCAUGUGGAGUCAUUCUUUUCGUAUUGCUAGCAGGGUAUUUGCCUUUUGAGGAUUCUAAUCUUAUGACCUUGUAUAAGAAAAUUUCGGCUGCUGAAUUUACAUGCCCAUCUUGGCUUUCUUUUGGUGCCAUGAGACUGUUGACAAGAAUCCUCGAUCCAAACCCCAUGACACGAAUAACUAUCCCUGAAAUAUUGGAGGAUGAAUGGUUCAAGAAAGGCUAUAAGCCACCAGUCUUUGAGGAGAAAUAUGAUACGAAUCUGGAUGAUGUGGAUGCUGUUUUCAAGGACUCAGAAGAACACCAUGUAACAGAGGAGAGGGAAGACCAGCCAACAGCUAUGAAUGCAUUUGAGCUGAUUUCAAUGUCAAAGGGGCUAAAUCUUGGAAAUUUGUUUGACAUAGAACAGGAAUUCAAGAGAGAAACCAGAUUUACAUCAAAAUGUCCAGCCAAUGAAAUCGUCAGGAAGAUCGAAGAAGCUGCAAAACCACUGGGCUUUGAUGUUCACAAGAAAAAUUACAAGAUGAGGCUGCAAAACGUGAAAGCCGGAAGAAAGGGGAAUCUCAAUGUUGCUACCGAGGUAUUUCAAGUAGCUCCCUGUCUUCAUAUGGUUGAAGUACGGAAAGCUAAAGGAGACACUCUAGAAUUCCACAAGUUUUAUAAGAAUCUCUCCAACAGCCUCAAGGAUGUUGUUUGGAAAUCUGAAGAGGAUAUGCAAGAAAAUGUUGCCGAAUGAGGCAGCUCCAAGACACGACAGAUCUCUUAGCGAAAGACAUUGCCUUCUAGUCAUCCUGGUUGUUUUAUUUUAUUUUAUUUUUGGAGCAGGUUGUCAGCAGCUAGUCGUCAUAAUGGCUGAUGUGUCCCUGCAUAAUUUUUUUUCCUGUUAAACACUUGGUCACUGUAAAUCUUGGGGAAAUCCUGUUUGAUUGUUUUAUUUCUUGUUUUUUUUUUCUGUAUUGUUGGUUGAGAUCAUAAAGUUGGCACCAGUUUGAUAUAAUGUAGAGUACCGUUCGAUCUUAUAUAUGGAGAGAUCUCUUUUCUGGAA